AUAACAGAAGUAGCAUAGGCCCAUAUCUCUCUUCCACACAAACUUCCAUCUUCUUUCCGAUAGAAAUUUUCUCACCAAACCCUUCUAUUCUUCUUCCCUCUCUACAUUCCGACAUUCUUGCCCCAUUUUAUACUAAUUCUACUGUCAGAUGGAAGGAAGUGAGAUUAGAGAAAAAGAAGAAGCAAAUGCAACUGAGAGAAAGAAAAUCUUUGUUGCUGGGGCUACCGGGGGCACCGGAAAGAGAAUUGUUGAGCAACUGCUGGCCAAAGGCUUUGAAGUUAAAGCCGGAGUACGCGAUUUGGACAAAGCAAAAAACAGUCUUUCUGACAACCCAGCUUUGCAAAUUGUGAGGGCUGAUGUAACAGAGGGUCCGACGAAGCUAGCAGAAAUUAUAGGCGAUGAUACAGAAGCUGUAAUAUGCGCCACAGGUUUUCGACCUUCAUGGGAUCUAUUGGCCCCAUGGAAGGUGGACAAUUAUGGGACAGUAAAUCUUGUUGAAGCAUGCCACAAAACUGGUGUUAAUAGAUUCAUUCUUAUCAGUUCUAUUUUAGUCAAUGGAGCUGCAAUGGGGCAAAUAUUGAAUCCAGCUUAUAUCUUGCUUAAUGUAUUAGGACUCGUGUUGAUUGCAAAGUUGCAGGCAGAGAAAUACAUCAGGAAAUUUGGUAUAGACUAUACCAUUAUAAGGCCCGGUGGGUUGAGAAAUGAACCCCCAAGUGGAAACGUAGUCAUGGAGCCUGAGGAUACUCUUUAUAAAGGUUCUAUAUCCAGAGAUCUGGUUGCAGAAGUUGCUGUUGAAGCGUUGCUCCAUCCUGAAUCCUCAUACAAGGUUGUGGAGAUAGUAUCUCGACCUGAGGCUCCUAAGCGUUCCUAUGAAGAUCUAUUUGGCUCUAUAAAGCAACGCUGAAUUGCUCUCUCAGGUCUCAACAUGCAAGCCUAUGAUUGUGAUGCUCACUACUGAUCAACCAAGGGUGCUGCUUUUUCUUGUGAUAUUUUAACAAUGACAGGCCUGUCUUGUAUUUUUCUUCUUACGUGGUGCUGUAAUAUGUUUGUCCUUAAGUUGGAAGGAUCAAUUUGCUGUAUUUAGUCCAAUAGUCGUCAGAACACCAACCACUGUAACUAAGUCCAUUUCAGUGGAACAGAAGAAACUUGCUUGAUGGAUUGUAUACUAUGCAUCAACUUGAUCAAAGUAGGAGAAGAUGCUGAAACUCUGAAGGAAGGCACAGAGGGGAUGUCUAUCUCCUCAACGUGCUCGUUAUGUUGUACGAUUGUAGUUCUGUUUAAUUAUAUUGAUGAAUGGAAUGCAGACCAUUUAGUGUUA
Nelumbo nucifera (sacred lotus) is the source of this 1318-nucleotide messenger RNA. RefSeq names its product NAD(P)-binding Rossmann-fold superfamily protein. NCBI's taxonomy places the organism in Eukaryota, Viridiplantae, Streptophyta, Magnoliopsida, Proteales, Nelumbonaceae. The record is from RefSeq and is a predicted model, not a curated record.